Molecule: messenger RNA, 1065 nt
Organism: Aspergillus puulaauensis
Lineage: Eukaryota; Fungi; Ascomycota; Eurotiomycetes; Eurotiales; Aspergillaceae
Exons: 3
Coding region: 1-1065 (354 amino acids)
Source: RefSeq, a predicted model, not a curated record
AUGCCGCCGUACAAGCACCUCUCGCCCGAGGAAGUCAACCAUUUCCUCACCAAGGGUUGGCUCUGUGUCCCAGGUGCAAUCAAGGAAGAAUAUAUUCACAAAUGGAUGCAAGACCUAUGGGUCAGGGUUGGCUAUGAUGAGCAUGACCGGUCCACUUGGCACAGCGAAUACUUGCAUCUUCCCAGGCAUCGAGAGGUCCCAGCUGAACAAUUUACCCCAGAGGCCUGGGACAAAAUUGUUGAAAUUUGCGGCGGCGCGGAUAGGAUCGACCCGGUGCGCGAACGAUACUACGGAGACGCGUUCAUCAUCAACUUCGGCAGUAGCGAGAAAGCCUCUCAGAUUGACGACUCCGCACCAUUCCGACCUCAAGACCUGCGCGGUUGGCAUACGGACGAUGACUGGUACCGUAUGUUUCUUGACUCGUCAGGGAAUGCCUUGACGGUGAUCCAUGCCUUCACUGAUAUUCCGGCUCGAGGUGGCGGCACUUGCGUGUGUGAAGACGCCCUCAAAGGUGUUGUCGAGUACCUCUAUGCCCACCCCGAAGGCCUUGACCCACCCAUCGAUCAUCAGCAGCGACAGUGCGCACACAUCAAAGAUUGCAAACAGUUCUCAACCAUCGUCGCCAAAAAGGGAGAUGUUAUUCUUCUGCAUGGUCUCCUUCCUCACUGCGCGAGUCCAAACUACCUGCAUUACGCCCGAGUUAUUUCCAACCCACAUGUCUCGCUCCACAGUCCAUACAACCUCAACCGCCCAGAUGGCAAUUAUAGUCUUCUUGAGCAAGUGAUCCUCCGCAACCUCGGCCGUGAUUCUGUGCCAGAUUUCAAGCCCACAAGAGAGCGAAAGUUUUGGUAUCCCCGCAACGCAGGGUUCAAACGGGCCAAGGCGGAUGCUGAGCUCCAGCGUAUGGUUGCAGCAGCCAAAUCCAAGGGCCUAGAUGAACGGUCAGUUGACAGCAUAUAUCUUCGCCGUGGCAGCAAGGAGUUUGAAGAGUUCGAGAAGCGCAAUGGGUUCGAUAGGGAAAUUAAUGGAGAGAGCGGUCUUUUGAUGGAGCAGCAUAGCCUGUAA